Molecule: messenger RNA, 285 nt
Organism: Puccinia triticina
Lineage: Eukaryota; Fungi; Basidiomycota; Pucciniomycetes; Pucciniales; Pucciniaceae
Exons: 2
Coding region: 1-285 (94 amino acids)
Source: RefSeq, a predicted model, not a curated record
AUGGCCGACCCUGUCCAAGAUGGGACAAACUUUUACCCGGUAGCUGGUCGCUGGUCGCCUGCCUACGCUGAUCAAGACCACAUUGUCCUCCCUCCGCCUGGUCUUCCCAGCCCGGUGUAUUGUGGAACUGAACCCGCCAAUGAAGCUAGCUCCUCUGAUUCACCCCCUGUUGUGACUCCUCCCUCUUCCAACACCUCUGUCUGGCCGGCUCCUCCUUCCUCGCCUGCUACCAUCAGCCACCAUCAAAGAGCCCGGCUCUUCUGCUUCCCGUCCUAUUGUUCUUGA